Messenger RNA from Cetraspora pellucida, 261 nucleotides. The record is from the annotation of a GenBank genome assembly. Lineage: Eukaryota; Fungi; Glomeromycota; Glomeromycetes; Diversisporales; Gigasporaceae.
AUGAAUCCCGAAUUUGGUGGUAUCGAAAUUACUCCAAUAAUUGAUUGCUCCGUCCAACAUCACGCAGCUCUGACGAUACCAAUUGCUGGUCAAGAUUUUGAUGAAUAUUUUCUUUCAAUGCUGCUAUCUGACACCCAAUUUGAACUCGCAAGAACACUCAAGGAAUCUGAUAUUUGUGAGGUUCUUCCAGAUGAGGAUGGGUCAGAUAGAAUAGAAGCUGAAUAUAAUGGAAGGAAGGUCAAAUCUUACUACAAUUACUGA